ACUCUCUCUCUUCUCAAAUGCGCAAGGACGGCUCGCCCCCCACCUCGCGGGUCGCACUGCGUCCGCCCGGCUUCUACCUUUACAAAAUAGAUGUGUUCGAGACGAAAAAUAGCUAUUGCCUGGUCGGGUGGGACGUAAGGAAAACCUCGUACAGAGUGCUGGAGGUUGACAGAAUGCCCCGAGACCAGCUGAACCUCAGAGAGCACCAUAAGAGCUACACAAGAGACGAGGCGGUGAAUUUCUUGAAGUUUUUGGACGUGACCAGCAAGAGCACCGGCGGGCUGAAGCGCCUGACCUCUUGCUACGGCCUGCUGGGUUUUUUUCGCCUGACUAGCUGCUACUACAUGCUAUUGAUUAAGAAGAGAGUUCAGGUCGGGAACAUCGGUCGCCAUCGCGUUUUCGCCAUUAAGAAGACAAAGCACUACACCGUUCCUCACUACUCGAUCCAAGAGCCCCUUUCUUCCGAGGAGAAGCGAUACAAACGCAUCUUCUUCUCGCUCGAACUGAGCGACGACUUUUAUUGGUCUCCCACCUACGACCUCACCUCGACGAUGCAGGCAAACUCCACCAGGCCGCGUCGCGGGCGUUUGCCCUUCAACGAGACCUUCUGUUGGAACCACUACCUGCUUUCAACGCUCGUUGAGCGCUCCGUCAGCGCGUACUGGAUGCGGUCGGUUAUUUGCGGCGCGUACGCGCAGAAGACGUUGGACCUGAUCGGCCGAAACGUCUGUCUGGUGCUCAUAGCCAGGCGCUCCCGCUUCUACGCGGGCACGCGCUACUUGAAGCGCGGCUGCGACGAGCGGGGACACGCUUCCAACGACGUCGAAAUUGAACAGGUGCUGUCAAAUUCGGGCCUUGGGGUCGGGAACGAGAGAUUCGUCGCCUACGUCCAACACCGCGCCUCGAUCCCCCUGUUUUGGUCCGAACAACUCGAAAGCAUCAUGCCCAAGCUGCCCAUCGUCAUUCAAAAGGUGGACCCGUUCUACAGCGCCACCAUCCUGCACUUCAUGGACCUAAUGACGCGGUACGGCAACCCCGUCAUCAUCUUGAACCUCGUCAAGUCCAAGGAGUCGAUUUGCCGCGAGACCCUGCUGCGCAGCGCCUUCCAGGAGUGCGUCCAGUUCGUGAAUAGCACCAUCACUCAAGAGGACGCGAAAAUCUUGUACAUUUCUUGGGAUUUCAAGAAAGCUGCCAAAGGCAGCAAGUUCGAGCUCUAUCGCGACAUGAAGGCGAUUGCUCGACUGUCGCUGCUGCACACGCGCAUGUUUUGUUCCGAGGCCCCGCGGGGGGCGAAUUUCAGGGGGCUACGCGGGCGCGGCUGGCAGUCUGGCGGCGACCAGCUGCCAAAGUCGCGGUGCCUGUUACAGCGCGGCGUGGUGAGGACGAAUUGCGUCGACAGCAUCGACAGGACGAGCGCGGCUCAGUACCUCAUAGGCCUGUCCGUACUCGCCAAGCAGCUCUACGUGCUGGAGCUCUCGAAAGAAGACGACGACCUCGCGUUCGACUCUGACCUCGCGUUCGUUUUGAUGAAGUUGUACGAGAUUAUCGGGCACCGCCUGGCGCUGCAGUACGGCGGCUCCGGGCUGGCGCACACGGUGGAGACCUUCACGAACAGCUCCAUCGUCGGGUACAGCCUGGACUUUUUGAAGACGCUGCAGAGGCGCUAUCGGAACACGUUCACGGAUCAAGAGAAGCAGAGGUCCAUCAAUUUGUUUUUGGGCGUCUUCAGACCGUGGGAGCAGAAGUCCGUUCACCUCUGGGACAUGGAGUCCGACUACCUGCUGCAUCACGGUCCGCCGCCGCCGGAAAAGGAUCCCAUUUCUUCCAAGUGUUGGUGGAAGAGGGCGCUACAGCUGCACGAAGGAAUCGAUUGUGCGACCGAGGUGCUGAGCGAGGAAGAGAGUGAAAAAAUCGCGACCGACGAGAGACAGACCGCCUUUGACACGAACCUGCACGCCGACUUCUAUCAGACGUUCAAGCUCACUUCGUUCGACAAGCACCUGCUUCAUAAAUUCCGAAAGCCCAUUCGAAUGUCUCUGUUUUCGCGCGAAAACUCCGACAUCUUCAAAAAGCGGUCUGCCGGCAACGACGGCGCGAAAAACAACAUCAUGAAGUGGUUCUGGCACGCAGACGAUCGCUCGGUCGAACCAACGACGCCCCUCACUUCAAAAAAACCGCAGUUUCAGACCGAAAAGGCCUGUCACCACAUCUCUCCUUCGUACGACAGCAACCAAGAAUUUCGAUUCUGUCCACCCUUCCCUCCUCGCGUCUACUCCAACUACCUGAGCACGGCCGAGUCCUCGCCCAAACAGGACGACAAAAAAAGUCAACGACGUGUCGCCGUUCAAUUUGAGCAAUUUUUAUCGUUCGAACGAAGAACGUUAACCCCAACCGCGACCCGCAGAGUCUCCUCCACUUAUCAACAGCUCGUCUCUCGAUGGACUCACCUUCGCGUCGUCCAAAGCGACCUGCAAAUAUACAACGAAUGCGUCGCGACGGCACUCGAGCCCUCUAGCGCCUCGACCGCCUGCGACCGCCCUCAACACCAAUGCAAUGCCUCCUAUCUCUUGGCGUAAGUGAUCAACAACCCGUAGUCGUCGGGGGAGCACUUCCAGCCCUGGUACUCCCCCAUCGCCUUGGCAGCUUGAAUUUCCGACUCGUAAAAAACAAAAGCGACGUCACGGUUCGGAGGCACCUUCGUCUCCUUGUACCCAGGAAACUUGGAAAACAAGCUGGCCAGCGUCGACUCGGCCAUGUUUCCCGGUAUUUUUUGAACGAACAGAAUGUUGCUCGGGGGAUUCAAGUCAAUGGGUGCCUCGAACACCGCUCGCUUCGACGCCGGCUCUCCCUCCGCUUCAAACAGAGAGAGUCAGCUGUACCAAAAAAACAAAAAAACAAAAAAAAAAACGUAC
This is a messenger RNA of Schistocerca gregaria, 2912 nucleotides long. RefSeq lists its product as uncharacterized. The transcript has 4 exons. The record is from RefSeq and is a predicted model, not a curated record. Gene Ontology annotation, molecular function: phosphatidylinositol-3,5-bisphosphate 5-phosphatase activity. Lineage: Eukaryota; Metazoa; Arthropoda; Insecta; Orthoptera; Acrididae. Gene Ontology annotation, cellular component: intracellular membrane-bounded organelle. Gene Ontology annotation, biological process: phosphatidylinositol dephosphorylation. The coding region runs from base 18 to 2576 and encodes 852 amino acids.